Aureobasidium uvarum is the source of this 366-nucleotide messenger RNA. Lineage: Eukaryota; Fungi; Ascomycota; Dothideomycetes; Dothideales; Saccotheciaceae. The record is from the annotation of a GenBank genome assembly.
AUGGCCAAGGUUCCCCGUAACUUCCGCCUGUUGGAGGAGCUCGAGAAGGGCGAGAAGGGCCUCGGUGCUGAGGCAUGCUCAUACGGUCUCGACGACGGCGAUGAUCUCCUUAUGACCAACUGGAACGGCACCAUCCUCGGACCUCCUCAUAGUGUGCACGAGAACCGCAUCUACAGUCUCAGCAUCCGCUGCGGCGAGAACUACCCCGACGUUCCCCCAGAGGUCACCUUCAUCUCAAAGGUCAACCUGCCCUGUGUGGACCAGAGAAACGGCANNAGGUAUGUCUUGCUAGGACAUGGACACCUAUUCAUGGCCGCACCCGCACACAAGAAGCUGCCGCAGCCUCCGGAGGGUACCAACUUCUAG